GGUACACGUGCAAACCUGGGCUAAAAACGACUCUAGUAUGCCUAAAUUUCGUCACUGCUUCCCUGGAAGCCCAUCGCUUCUCUGGUUAUUCCACUUCGAACAUCUUGUGAGAUGCCCAUGACUCAGCCUGUGCUAGGCAGACUUCACUCCACCUUGGCGGGGUUGACUUGACAAGCUAAAAUUCACUCGCCUACAUUAUAUGGUCACCAAACGAUCCCUCUGUUGUUUUCCCAAAAUAUUGCGCGGGAUUGAUGGUGGGAAAUUGACUACAUAUUUCAUUUUAAUCCUUUACGUUACGGGAAUUGCAUAGAUACGCCCUCGCGAUGACUUCGGAGAAACCUAACCCUCGUGUUGGCGUGGCGGCAAUCGUCUACGGCCAGGAUGGCAAGUUUGUCGCAGGCAAGCGCAUGGGGAGCCAUGGUGCAGGAACAUGGCAGCUGCCGGGUGGUCACCUGGAGCAUGGCGAGAGCGUCUUCUUCUGCGCCGAGCGGGAGGUGCUGGAGGAGACGGGCCUCAAGGUCCGGGGCGUCAAGAUCGUAUCUAUGACAAACGAUGUCUUCGAGGACGUGGGAAAGCACUACGUCACGCUGUUCGUGCGGUGCGAGAUGGUGGACCAGGCGGCCGAGCCUCAGGUGCUGGAGCCGAACAAGUGCGAGGGCUGGUACUGGAAGACAUGGGGGGAUCUGAAGCAGCUGCUCACCCAGCCGCAGGGCGAGCCGGCGUCGGCGUCGGGAUCAUCGCAGGGAGAUUCACUAUUCCUGCCCUUGGUGCAUCUUCUAGAGGAGACGCCAGACCUGGAUAGUCUGAGCCGGUGACUUGAGGACUCAAAUUUAGGACUCGGAUGGUGCAGGACCGAGGUGAGGCCCUGACUAGGGCGCAGGCCGAAACAUACACCCGGCCAAAUAAAGCGAGGACCGGAUGGAUCAUGGGUGGUAGGACGUGGUAGGCGAGAUCUAAUCGAAGCAAAGGGCCAAGCGCCGAGUUGGAGCAAAGAAAAGCAAAGUGAAGCAAAGAAAGGAAAAGUGACUACUCGCCGCCAGUG
This is a messenger RNA of Ilyonectria robusta, 1042 nucleotides long. RefSeq names its product NUDIX hydrolase domain-like protein. The transcript is spliced from 3 exons. Gene Ontology annotation, biological process: dGTP catabolic process. Gene Ontology annotation, molecular function: 8-oxo-7,8-dihydrodeoxyguanosine triphosphate pyrophosphatase activity. NCBI's taxonomy places the organism in Eukaryota, Fungi, Ascomycota, Sordariomycetes, Hypocreales, Nectriaceae. Gene Ontology annotation, cellular component: cytosol. The record is from RefSeq and is a predicted model, not a curated record. Bases 324 to 815 code for a protein of 163 amino acids.